Cydia amplana is the source of this 5823-nucleotide messenger RNA. RefSeq lists its product as uncharacterized. The record is from RefSeq and is a predicted model, not a curated record. The coding region runs from base 1 to 5823 and encodes 1940 amino acids. The transcript has 3 exons. Gene Ontology annotation, molecular function: nucleic acid binding; zinc ion binding; catalytic activity. NCBI's taxonomy places the organism in Eukaryota, Metazoa, Arthropoda, Insecta, Lepidoptera, Tortricidae.
AUGAAGGCUGAUUGCGAAAAAGUUCCCCUGGCGGGUCUCCAAGAGGAGGAAGCCCGUCCGCUCACUUCGGUGGGCGGCUGCCCUUCGUAUGCAGGGGUGGGCAACAAUCGCCUCGUAGGCCGGCAAGGCGCCGGUCUCCGUGAACACAACCUUGGCAAAACGAAUAUGGACAUUGAUGCUACGUGGAAUAAGGACUUUGUUGAUAUGGAGGUGAAGGACUGUGACCCGAUGUCGCACUCCAACACCAACGACUUAGACUCGAAUGCGGAAGAGUGCUCAGAGCGGGGCACUCUAAGACUGAGGGGUGGAGGAUCGCCGGAGAGGGACUCUAGGGGUCGGUUCAUCGGCAAGAGUAGAGUGGCCCCUAAGACCUCCAAAGAAUCCGAGAAGACCACGGCGGUGCCGGCAAGGACAGCGUCUCCCUCAAAGAGUGAGGUACCGGAAGCCUUAACUAGGACAGGGUCACAGAGUCGACUGGGGAGUCGGAGGUCACUUUCGGACUUAAGAGUGGAUCUCACUCGCUGCGAUGAGAAGCAUGAGUCCCAAACUUCAGCUCCGACUAGUAGCACAGAGAGGAAAGAGGCGGAAGCUCACGUGGGCGACAAAGGUGGGGACACUGAAUCUGAUACAGGGAGCAUGCUCAGUGUCCGCUCGGAGCCAGCUCCCGAAAACAAGCAGGGUGAUGGGGCCGAGUCAGACUCGGCCAUGAGUUGUUUCUCACUCAGUGACACAGAAAGGAGGUUCUGGCGGAAGCGCGGUCGCGGCGGCUCGGGGUCAGACUCAGACGAGACCACCAAAAAACGGUCACAGUCGGCUUCAAAGCGAGGUCGCGGUCGGCCCCCAACCACGGGACAGUACGUUGGACUCGCCAAGGCCAAAGAGGAAUAUAACCGCGCCAAGAGAGAGGAAAUGCGUUUGAGGGCAGAAGAAGAAGUGGCUGGCUUAAAGCUGCCCUUCUCUACUCGUAGUCAGUCGGGCGGCCUAAGUUCUAGCCCAGCCCUGCCCUGUGGACAAGACAAUCUUUCUGCCGCUGCGCUCUCGCAGCGAGUGCAGACAAGUCUGGAUGCAAUAACCUUGGUUGCCAAAAACUCCAGCAAUUUGAAAGGCACCUUUGUAAAAGCCCUGAAGGAGGCGGCAGUGUCUAUCAAAGAUACAUUUGAGUGCCUUUUAGAGCGCACCACUUCAGAGGAGACGAGGCGUCUGCAGGCGCAAAAUGAUAGCCUGCGCGCUCAAUUGACUGAGCUCAAGGCUGAAAUGGCCCAGCUGAGAGCGGACUUUCGGGACCAAUUCAAGAGACCGGUCCCGGCUCCAUUAAAACCAACGGAGAAUAUACAGCCAGCUAGCAGCUCCGGCAAAGAGGAUACAGGGUCACUGAAUCUGGAAGACAUGAUGCGUAUGAUGACAACAAAGAUUGGACUGAUGUUGGACGCGAGGCUGGGAGCCUUAGAGUUAGAGGGCAGACUGCUGCCAGCCCAAUCGAUGCGGCCCCCGCUGGCUGCCGACUUGAGGCGUCAAAAUGAGCGGGCCACUUCCCAUACCCAGGAGCUUGAACCCGCUCCUAAGCCGGCACCAAAACGAGGUCCUCCAAAUUUGACCGAAGAGCCUAAGAAGGGGCGAAGGAACAGGAAAAAUAAGGCCACUCUUGCAGCAGUUGAAGCCACCGCGGCCCGCGCACGCGCUUCGUCUGUUCCUCGGUCUCUGCCUUCAGCCCCCCUGGCCAUGGAUAAAGCGUGGAAUAAGGCGGCUGGAGGGAAGAAAAAAAAUAACAAGACGGCAAAUCCUCGCUCUGCUAUUCAAUCUCAGCGGAGGAAUGAAGAGCAAGCUAAACGCCAGGGGCAGGCUCCACCACGAUCGCAAAGACAAGAGGCUCGCAAACUGCGACCACCCCGCUCUUCUGCUGUGGUUUUGUCCUUGCAGCCGGAGGGUGAAAAGAAGGGACUCAGUUAUAAGGGAGUGUUAGAUACAGCUAAAGAAAAAAUAAAUCUGGCGGAGCUAGAAAUACAGUCGAUCCGUUUUAAGGUUGCAGCUACAGGCGCUAGACUCCUGGAGAUACCGGGGGCCUCCAGUGGGCCAAAGGCGGACAAACUCGCUGAGAAACUUUGUCAGCUGUUCGAUUCCGAGUUGGUCAAGGUGUCACGGCCCUCAAAAUGCGUGGAAUUGCGAGUUUCCGGCCUGGAUGACUCAGUGUCUGUGGAGGAUAUCGCAGCGGCGAUUGCGCAGGCCGGCGGUUGCGCGGUCCAGGAGGUCAGAGUGGGAGAAAUCAAAUCUGACCCCUGGAGCCUAGGUUCUGCGUGGGUUCGUUGUCCAAUCGCCGCGGCCAAAAAAGUGGCUGGAAAGGAGAGACUGCUAGUGGGCUGGGUGUCGGCGCAAGUCAAGUUGCUGGAAGCGCGCGCCCAAAGAUGUUACCGGUGCUUGGAGUUGGGCCAUGUUAGGGCGCUGUGUCCUUCUGAAAUUGACAGGUCCGGUCUGUGCUACCGUUGUGGCCAGCCAGGUCACAAGGCGAGAGAUUGCUCGGCGACGCCACGUUGCACUGUCUGUGCAGUGUUGGGAAAAGACGCGAAUCAUAGGACAGUGUGGACGGGACUCAGGAGGCUUUUGGUAUGGAUACAAAUUAAUAUGGCCAUCAAGUUUCUUCAGACGAAUAUUAACCACUGCGUUAGGGCUCAGGACCUCUUAUUCCAGAGUAUGGCGCAGUGGUCAAUAAAUAUAGCAGUGGUAGCGGAGCCAUACUCUGUUUCUGCUCAAGCGGGAUGGGUCGGUGACCUAGAUAAAACUGUGGCCCUGGUGUCGCGGAGCACUGCUGGCUCACCACCUUUUCAAGGCGUCGUAAAGGGUCACGGUUUUGUGGCGGCAACCUGCGGAAAUAUUGCAAUUGUUGGUGUCUACUUCUCUCCCAACGAUAGUUUGGCGGAUUUUGAACAGUUUCUCGUAACAGUGGGUGCUAUUGUUAGGCAGCUGCACCCCACGCCUGUUUUAGUUGCCGGUGAUUUCAAUGCAAAGUCUAGGGCUUGGGGGUGUCCAGCAACAAAUCCGAAAGGCGCAACUCUGGAAGAGUGGGCGGUCGCCACUGACUUGGUGGUCAUUAACCAGGGAUCAGAAAAUACGUGCGUGCGACAACAGGGUGGAUCUAUCGUGGACAUUACAUUUUCGAGUGCCUCCCUGGCGCGACGUAUUCAGGGAUGGGAGGUUAUGGUAGGGGUGGAGACGCUGUCAGAUCACCGGUAUAUCCGGUUUGAUAUUGACCCACUGAUCUCAAACAACGCAAGGCUGAAUGGCCCAGUCAGGACUGGCCCUAGGUGGGCACUCACCAAACUUGACCGGGAGCUUCUGAUAGAGGCAGCGAUUGUAGAGACCUGGUUGCCUAUCCCAGAUGAAGCUGUGGUGGUGGAGUCCGAAGCGUCCCAAAUCCGGGAGGCCAUGGCGCGAAUUUGUGAUGUGGCGAUGCCUCGGGCCAAGUCACAACCACAUAGACGAUGCGUGUACUGGUGGACAACCGAGCUCGCGCAAAUGCGCAGCUCCUGUGUAGCUGCUCGGCGUCGGUACAUGCGUCAAAGAAGGCGCAGGCGGCAAGACGAAAACGAGGAACGCCGUUUAUAUGAGGUCUACAAGACGUCCAAACAGGAGUUCUCCAAGGCUAUCGGACAUGCUAUUGAGGUGAGUCGUGCUGAAUUCCUGGAGACUCUAAAUAAUGAUCCGUGGGGAAGACCCUACAGGCUCGUCCGGAACAAGUUGCGCCCCUGGGCGCCUCCGCUGACUCAGACGCUUCAGCCGGAGCUGGUAACGCGCGUGGUUACGGGGCUUUUCCCUGAAAGGGGACCCCACCAGCCGCCUAUUAUGGCGCCGCCAACGGUGGGGCCAAGAGAGGAAGAUAUAGUUCCACCAGUUCUUCCCGUCGAGCUGGCCGUGGCGGUCCACCGGCUGCGCGGCAAGAACACGGCCCCAGGGCCUGACGGUAUUCCGGCCCGUGCAUGGGUCUUAGCUAUGAAAGCAUUAGAACCGAGGCUGCUGCGUCUUUUGACCGCUUGCCUGGAACAGGGUUGCUUUCCGAAGGAGUGGAAGUCUGGGAAGUUAGUGCUGCUCAGAAAGGAGGGACGACCGAUAGACUCUCCGUCUGGUUACCGGCCGAUCGUUUUGCUGGAUGAGGUGGGCAAGCUCUUUGAGCGAAUAAUCGCUGCACGCCUCAUCAAACACAUGGAAAUAGAGGGGCCGGACUUGGCCGACUGCCAAUUUGGGUUCCGCAGAAACCGGUCAACUGUCGAUGCGAUUCUACGGGUGAAAUCAAUGGCACACGAAGCUGUGACGCAGGGAAACGUUGUCUUGGCGGUGUCAUUGGACAUCGCCAAUGCUUUCAACACCCUGCCCUGGAACAUUAUAAAAGAGUCGUUGAGAUACCAUCAGGUACCCCUUCACUUGUUCCGCAUCAUUGAAGCGUAUCUCAGUGAGAGGUUCAUCACCUGGCCUGGGCAGCAGGUAUGGGGGGAGAGGGAAAUGUCCUGUGGGGUGCCGCAGGGGUCGGUCUUGGGUCCACUCUUGUGGAAUGUAGGUUACAAUUGGGUUCUGCGGGGGGCAAACUUGCGUGGAGUGAACGUCAUCUGCUACGCCGAUGACACGCUUGUGACGGCCAAGGGACCCAAUUACCGUGAUGCAGCCAUAUUAGCCACAGCGGCAGUUGCCCAUUGCGUGGGCAAGAUCAGAAGUCUGGGCCUUGAGGUGGCUCUAACGAAGUCCGAAGCCAUAUGUUUCUAUGGUCCACGAAAAGCGCCACCAGCUGGGGCGGCUAUUGUGGUGGGAGGAGUCCCGAUUGCUGUCAUGCCGUCACUGCUUUACCUUGGUGUCGUGCUUGACAGCAAGUGGAAUUUCUGUGCGCAUUUUGAGCGCCUGGCACCCAAGCUGUUGCGCGCCGCAUCUGCCUUUGGGCGUAUACUGCCAAACCUGGGAGGGCCCAAGGCUUCACGCCGCCGCCUCUACAUGGGCGUGGUGAAAUCGAUGGCACUAUAUGGUGCCCCUGUUUGGGCAAAUGCUCUCAAUACACAAAAUAUCGCUCGGUUACGCCGGCCGCAGAGAGCAAUGGCUGUUAGGGUCAUAAGAGGAUACCGUACGAUAAGCACGGAGGCCGCGUGCGUUCUAGCAUGCUCUCUGCCCUGGGAUCUGGACGCGAGGGUCCUCGCGACUCUAUAUCAGUGGCGCGGGGAGGUGCGAGACAGCGGUGAGGCGCUGGCUCCGCAAGAAGUAAAGAAGCGGCGUAUUGAGUUGCAGCAGGAGGCGGUUGAUGAGUGGCAGCUGCGGCUGGUUCGGCCGAGGGCGGGCAUCCGCACCAUAGAGGCGAUCCAACCUAUUCUCCAUGAAUGGAUUGAAAGGGAUUUUGGGGUUCUCACAUUCCGGCUCACGCAGGUACUGUCAGGACAUGGUUGUUUUGGCAAGUACCUGCACGAACAAGCUCAGAGGGAGCCGACCCCGGAAUGUCACGGGUGCGGAGCACGUGAGGACUCGGCCCAGCACGUAUUGGCUGAGUGCCCGGUCUGGGCCGUCGAAAGAGAGGAGGUGAUUGCCCGAGUUGGGCAAGAUCUGUCGUUGCCAGCCGUAGUGCAGGCUAUGCUGUCCGGUGAAGAGGUGUGGCAGACGAUGCUGGACUUUUCAGAGCACGUCAUGGCUGGAAAAGAGGCGGCGGAGCGCGAGCGGGAGAUUCAGGCUGAGGCUGACCCUAUGCGCCGUCGCAGAAUCCAUUUCUCCGGGCGGGUCGGCGGUGUUGGCGGAUCGGGAGGAUCGCGCACCGGAUGCCGCGCGUAUCUGUUGUGCGUCUGGGGGGCUCUUGGCUUCCAAUGA